This is a messenger RNA of Scheffersomyces amazonensis, 2564 nucleotides long. RefSeq lists its product as uncharacterized. The record is from RefSeq and is a predicted model, not a curated record. Gene Ontology annotation, cellular component: mitochondrial inner membrane. The transcript has a single exon. Bases 31 to 2496 code for a protein of 821 amino acids. Lineage: Eukaryota; Fungi; Ascomycota; Pichiomycetes; Serinales; Debaryomycetaceae.
UAAAGAUCAUUCAUAUUCAAAACUACACAUAUGUUAUCUAGUAGGAUAGCCGUGCUAAGAAGCAAUAAGGUACAGUCAGUGCUGAUAGGACUUCGAAGCUUUAGCUGUAGUCCCGUUCAACAUAGACUAAAACACAUUUUACCAGAUAUAGUACAUCAAGAUUUACAAGAUUCUUCAAAUAUAGCAUCAAAAUAUGAAGGUAAACAUAAGCAAAUUUUCUUAGACCCAUCUGAUAUUCAUAACAAUGACAACUUUAAAAGGGUAUUACUCAGUUUAAAUAAAUCAAAAGCAGUCACUCGAGUCCUCAGGGAUGAAUAUCUGCAUGAUACUAUUCCAACUGAUGAGACAUUUGAAGUUGAAGAAACUUCUAAUACGUUAAUAGCAAACAUAGAUGGUUUAAAACCAGAUAUUACCAAAGUAAGUAAAGCCAAAUACAAGAAAAUGGCUCAGGAUUUAAAGAAAUCCUUUAGAAGGGAUCAAUUACAACAAUAUGCCUCAGCUAAAUACGAAGAACCAGAACAUAAAUUCAUUAAGAAAAGUAUUAAUGCAACUAAGAGUGUUCUUGCUAAACGUAUAAUUGAAGAUAUUUGGAGGAUUAAAGUAGCCGAAUUCUUAUCAUAUAGUGAAGACUACCUCCUGUCCAAAUCAUUUAAAUUAACUAAACGAGAUUUAUUUAUACUUUUACUGAAUAAUCAAGAAGCUCUUGAACAUAUUCAUAAUUGUGGAGUCAAUGUCACUUUCGAUUCUAAUAAAGAUAUAAUAAAAUUUUCCGGUUCAUCUUCUCAAUUAGAUAAUGCUGAAAUCAAUUUGAAUUCUAUUUUAAGUUCUACAUUCACAGAAACUAUAAAUUUCAUUUCCUUAAAAGUACUCUUGGGAGAUAAAUAUGAUGAGUUUGCUAAGAAAUUAGUCAAAAUUACAGAUGUAUAUUUCAAUCAUAUUAAAGAUGAAAUAUAUGAAGUUACAUCUCCUCAUUAUAAACAACUUAAACGUUUUAAACGUUUGGUAUUAUGGUCAUUGGGUGUAGAUAAACAUAGACAUUUAAGAAAAGAUGUAUUUAUUCCUCAAAGCUUUAUUGACAAUAUUGAUAAAUUAGACUUUUUACCUUAUAAGGAUGAUAUGUGUAUAAGUUGGAAUAAUAGAACUGAAAGUUUAUUCAAAUUAAAAGCUCCAACUCCCGCAAAUGAUUUCCAAAAUGUAUCAUUAGCUAGGGAUUUAGUCAAAUUCUCUAAUGAUUCUCUUGAAUCUACCAACUUAUCCUUUGCUAAUGAAUUCGAUGAAGUGAAAACACUUAGAACUACAGAUGAAGAAGAUGCUCUUUCUUUGUUCAAAAGUAUUAAUGUAGAAGAAGAACCAUCUACUGAUAACGUUUCUGAAGAUGGUUUGAAAACGGAAGAACCUGUAUCUGACUUCAAUAUUAAUGAAGUUUUAUCUGAUGCAGAAAUUGAUCAGCUCUAUAAUACCUUAUUGGAUUUCAAAUAUAGAGAAGAACUUAAAGGGGUUGAACGUGAUAAUUUGAACCCUCCAAUAUUUGUGGCAACACUUGGUCAUAUAUUAUUCAAAGGAGAAGAGUCUACAAAAGCCGGUAUACCCAAAAAGCCAGAGAUUUCUAAGCAAAACAUUACUAAUCUCAAUUAUGGUUUUAACACCAAUGUGGAGUUUGCAAAUUCCAAAGUCCUUACAUUACCAAUCCAUGAUUGGAAUGAUCCAUCAAUUUCAAAAUCAAACCAAUCCUUAAAUGAAGAUCCUAAUACAUAUACAAUCCAACUUCAAUUCCUACCAUCUAUUCCUCUAAAUAAUGAAAAUUCCGAUAUUGGUGAAGAUAUAGAUACUGCUGUGAAUUAUCCUCCAAUUGAGAUUUGGAUAGAUUUGAAUGGACAUAAGACUCCUGAUUUAGAAACCUUCCAAGCUGUAACUGUAGAAGGUGAAAAUGAUGUACAUAUAGCUCUACCAUCAUCCGGUUCAGAUUUAAAGGUUUCUUGUCAAGUAUCUGGGAAUUUGAUAGUGGAGAAGGACCCUAGUGAAUCACUUGAAGCCAGUACCGAUACCGAGACAGAUAUCAAUGUUGAUGUCAAUGAGGCUGAAGCUGAAGCUAAAGUCGAUGACAAUGUAUUGGAAUCACAUAAAGAAAUGCAUAGGUUAUUAACAUCACCAACUGACAGAUAUAGUAGAUUUAAUAGUCAACCAGGUAUUGGUGUAUGGUUAAAGAAAUCGGCUAUGAAUUUUAGAGGUAGAGAACCUAUAUCAAUUCAUCCUGAAUUGGAGAUGAUAAUAAAUGGAAAGACUGUCAAUUAUAAUUUCCUUAGUAUCAAUUAUAGAAGAAAAUUGGAAUUUGAUUUAUCAGAUAAUACUAUGAUUGAACUUAAUACUGUUGAAGGGGGAGAAUUAGGAGGUAGAAAAGUUGAAGUGAAUUUCAUAGGUGAUAUGUCUCAAGAAAUCGAUAAACAACAACUUAAGACUUUAUUAUCGGACGCCAUUAAAUUCAUUAAGGACAUGUAAAAAAGAGGGAAAAUAGAAUACAUAGAUACUUAAUUUAAUUAAUUAAAAUAACACUAAGUUAACAAAAU